UCUCUUCUGGACGCGUUGAUCUCACACAGCGCCAAGCGGUAGAGCGGAGUGUGAGUGUAUCUGUGAAUCGCUCCCAAGCGCGCUCAGACCACACCAGACAGGACUCGGUAUACGGAGGGACGCACGCGUUAGGAACGGGACGCACAGAGAGGAGGACUUUAAUUAAGGCACGGUGCUUCUCUUCGAAGUGCAUGGCCGGCAGCGGUUGAAAGAUGCUGUCAAGCCGCUCGGUGGUUGUGGAGUGCGGGUAGUGCAGAGCUGCUCCGGAUUUGGUUCUCAUAAACUGACGCUCCGGUUCUCCGGUGCCUGGGUUGGAGAGCCGUGCUUGUGGACUUUCCAUCACGCUGGACUUUUUGGCUUCAACUGUACUCAACCGUUUUCAAUACUUUAAAGGACACUGGUGGACAGUGUAUUUAUUCAAAAACAGAAUUUUUUUUCUCUCAAACCCACAGAGGCUAUUUUGCCCACACGGCUAAAAACUGACUUCCCCGCCCCUACUUUACUUAUUUCCAGUAUGGGACCUUAUACAAAAAAUUAUUUUUGGACACUUGAUAUUGAGCUGGAAUUAUGAAUUAGACGAGAGAAACGGCUAUACUUCUCUGAUUGAUUCAUCUAAUCCUUUACGCUUUUUGGUUUGUAGGGGAAAUGGUUUUGAUUCACAUUCGCUGUGAAGAAAUGCGCAAAGAAAAAAGCUUUGCCAUGUCUUAAGUCAUUAGUGUUGUAAGUUUUAUAGAAUUUUUAAAUUUUUGUUUAAUGAAAGGUAAAAUAAAAAGGGUGAAGUGGUCACUUGCAUGCAUUCAUGCGGGAACAGACAAGCAGUUUACGUGCGUAUUUGGACACCGUCUGUCCCCUCUGCGCUACGCGUCCUUGGAGAAGUUAAAAAAACAACUCCUUAUUGAUUCAUAGAAAUGAAAACUCAAUUGGUGAGUUUUAUUGUUUAAAGUAUACUAAACAUAUUCAUAACUAGUGUGAUACAAACAUCUGAAUAGUUUGUUGUGUAUAUUUCCCCUCCACCCCCCUUUUGCUCUUGGGGACAGACGGAAAAAUACACAGUGUGCCGAUGUCUGGCAAACUGGCCGUCAUGUGGGAUUGAUUGCAGGGGAGUAUGUUUGGGCUGGAGCAGUUUGGUUCUCAAAUUAAUAGCAGAAACACUGGCCAGUCAGAGAGAAACCUAAACCAACAGAGACUGAACAUGGGCUCUCACUAUAAAAGCCCAGGCUUUCAUGCUGGAGGCCCUCCCGGAGCCGUGGAGCCCGGCAUGGGCCCUAUGAGCGAGCCGCUCGGGCUCGGUCUCAACAUGAACAUGAAUGGGGAACCGUACGGAGGCUUUCACCCACGGGGACACCCAGACAUGCAUGCAGGCGGCGGACUUCAACAGCAACAACAGCAGCAAGGACCCAUGCAUGGAUUUUUUAACAACCAGCAACCUCAUCAAGGACAUCCACACGGCCAUCAACCUCACCCCCACCAACAUCACCCUCACUUCAGUGGGAAUUUUGGAGGCCCAGAACCAGGGUCAUCAUGCCUGCAUGGUGGCAGGCUAAUGGGCUACAACAACAAUGGCAUGGGACCACAGCAGGGCUUUGGAGAGGGAUUUGAUCCUCUUGCUGAGGGACAGGCAGGGGACGGCUUUUCACAGCAGCAGCAGCGGCCUGGUAACAUACCUGACUUUCAACAUCACGGGCCUCCCAGUGGCAACCAUGCUGUCCCUGCCCCUUGUCUCCCCCUGGACCAGUCACCGAACAGAGCAGCAUCCUUCCAUGGUCUUCCUUCUUCUUCAUCCAACUCAUCCGAGUCUCAUGGUUUGGAGCCUCGACGGAUGCCCACCCAAGGAGCUGUGGAAGGAUUAGACUAUAACUUCCCAAAUGAGCCGCCAUCUGGACAUUUUGAUGUUCCUGUAUUUUCCCCAUCAGAUUCAGAAUCUCAGUUACCGCAUUUUGGGCCGGGAAGGCCAGUUCCGGGUGGAAAUUUUCCAGGGAACCCUGGCAUGCCACGGACACCAGGUAUGCAGGGUAUUUCUAAGGGACACCAGCCACCUCCACCACAGCCCCAGCAGCCUCAGCAUGGAGUGUUUUUUGAGCGUUUUGGAAAUGGCCGGAAGGUACCCGUGGGAAUGGAGCCAGGGGUCAACGCAAGGCACCCCCUCAUGCAACAGCAACAACAGGCUAGCAUGAUAGCCAGACAGAACUCGUGCCCCCCUGGCCUCCCCCGGCCCCCUCAGCCUGAGCCCAGCUCCACUAACCCCAACAUUCUGGAUGGAGGGGUCAUGAUGCCUGGCCAACACAACCAGUUUGAAUAUCCCAUUCACAGACUGGAAAAUAGGGGUUUGCACCCCUAUGGGGACCCUAUGUUUAAUAUGCAACAGCCAGGUCCUCCUCCUUCCCAACAGCCCCCAAAUCAGAGGCUGCAACACUUUGACUCUCCAUAUAUGAACAUGGCAAAAAGGCCCAGAUUUGAUUUUCCUAAUUCACAUGGUGGUGAAGGCUGGUGUGGCAGUAUGGAAAAUCACCUCUCCCCUACUGCCUACCCUGGCCUCCCAGGAGAGUUCACCCCACCUGUGAAUGAAGGUUUCGGACCAGGCCCCCUGCAGCACUCAGGACCUGAGCCACAGUCUCUGCAGCAGCGUCAGAAUGCAGCCAUGAUGAUAAAACAGAUGGCCUCUCGCAACCAGCAGCAGAGGAUGAGGCAGCCAAGUCUACAGCAGUUGGGUCACCACGGCGAUGUACCUCCUGGUCCAAUGGCUCAUGGGGCACCAGUCGGGAGCAUGCCUCAGCCUAAUUUUGACAGGGAGAAUAGUGGCAGAAUGCCCAACAUUGAUGGACAAAAUCCUCAUGUAACUCAGGAGAACUCCUGGUUUCAGGGGUCCCACCCACCAGGAGAAAUGAUGUCACGGCGUAUGGGUGGAGCAGGUAAUGAGUCAGGGCCUCAUGACAUGGGGCUACAGCAGAAUGGGGCUGGAAUGAUGUUUAGGCCAGGAAUAGGAAUGCAGGAGCCCAUGAGAAUAGCAGGAGAUGGACAUGUGCAGGCCCUUCAUUCCCCUGGCAUGCACUCACAGUUUAGUGGCAACAUGGGCAACGUCUCACAAAUGCAGUCUCCAGGAGCAGGAGCAGGACAUCCAAAUGCACCAGCAGAAAGGCGGCCAGCUGACUUUCCUGCUCCUCCGAUGGGGGCUCAGCCACCAUUUCCCUAUGGGGGGGCUAAUCGCCAGGGCCCAGCCCACAGUGCUCCUCAGGGGGUGAAUACCUCACCAGGGAGCUACCCUCCUCAGUCUGAGUUCCCCCCAGGCCAGCGGUCGUCUGUUAGUAAGCUUGGAGCUCUGUCCCUCGGGAACUUCACCAAAACCAGCACUAAAGACAGUGUUUUCGGACAGAGCUGCCUAGCAGCCCUGUCCACAGCCUGCCAGAACAUGAUCGCUAGCCUAGGGGCCCCAAAUCUUAAUGUAACAUUCAACAAGAAGAACCAAAAUGAGGGCAAAAGGAAACUAAGUCAGACAGAGCAGGACAUUAAUAGCAGCACAUCUAAUGGGACUGGCAGUGCUGGUCCUGAAUAUUUUCAGAGCAGCACUUCCCAGAACAGCCAGAUGCCUGGCACUGGGAAUAGCAACUCUAAGCCUGCAAGUCAAAACCAGACGGUGCAGGGGGAAGCCAGUGCCCUCUCCCCAAACUACAACAUGGACGCUACCCCGUGCAGUGAGGGGAAGGCAACAACAGGGAGUGGGAGAGGGAGAGGGAGGAGAAAAAGAGACAGUGGACAUGUGAGCCCUGGAAUUUUUUUUUCCUCUGAUAAUGGAAACCCUGUUGUAAGUCCAAGCCAGCACACCCCCUCGGCUGGCGUUGGGGAGAGGGGUGGGGGCACGCCCCAUGAAAAACACCUCCAGUCACCCUCUUGGGGGAAAGGAGCAGACCUUAUGUUGGGGGACCAGGCUGACCUUAUGUCUUCUUUAGACAGUGGCAUUCAAAGUGUUGCUGCCAAGUCUGACAGCAGCUCACCAAGAGUGGACUUUCCUGACGAUGUCAGCACCCACUAUGGCAACGAGGAUGAGGUGUCAUCCAGCUCAGAUGCAGGGGGGGCCUCUGCCACUAAGCCUAAUCGCAGCCCAAUGAUCAUCGGCUCGCCUAAAAUGCCAAGGAGUGAUCAUGGAUUGAUAAAUGGACAAAAGCCCCUUGGUGUGGGCAUUAACAAUCAUACUACCUCGACACCAGACAGCUAUGGACUGAACGCUGGUGUGGGCACAGGGGCCAGUGGGGUCAGCCACCCGGGCACUCCUGGGGUGGAGCAGGUACGCACCCCGUCCAGCACCUCUGGCCAGGAAGAAAUCCAUCCUCUGGAAAUUCUGCAGGCUCAGAUUCAGCUGCAGCGUCAACAGUUCAGUAUCUCUGAAGACCAGCCCAUGGCCAUGAAGAAUGGCAAAAAGAGUGGUGACUGUCCCGCGCAGAACGGAGACAAUGAGCUGGCAAGCUGCAGCCCGGAUGCAGGGAAGGGCUCAAUGGGCACUAUUGACCUUGACACCCUCAUGGCAGAGCAGCAUGCCACCUGGUACGUGCCCAGUGACAAGGCCAUGAUGGACGGGUCAGAGGAUGACAAAGCCAUGGGACCCUGGGAAAAGAAUAAAAGCCAAAACAACAGUAAAGAAGAAUCAGAACUCUCCCAGAGCAAGGCUGGAGCUGCAGCCCCAGGGGCUGGAGGAGGUGGAGGAGGAGGAGGUGGGAGCAGUGGUGGAAACCACCUACAGUGCCUGUCCGUCCACUGCACUGACGAGUUGGGGGACAGUAAGGGCCGAGGGGGGCCUGUCUCCUCUUGGCGCUCGCUCCACUCGGAUAUCUCAAAUCGAUUUGGGACAUUUGUGGCGGCGCUAACUUGAACAAGAUGCAGGCCGGGAGGAAGAAGGACAGAGAUUCAGAAAAACAGAAGGACAGCCUCACAGACAAAAAAAAAAAAAAAAAAAAAGGAUGAGGAUACAGAUGAUCAUUUUUUCAUGAGACAAAUGUAUGCGGCUCUUGCCUGUUCAGAGAGAGACAUUUAUACUCAUAAACACAUGUGUGCACACAUGAACACAGUUUUACACACACAUACACACACAAAACACACGCAAAUACAAUGAUUUUCUGAUACAUGCAGUAACAUGUAAGAAAACUCUCAAAUACUGCUGGACAAUACAGCGUGGGCCCGAGUCAAUGAAGGCCACAUCUGGAAAAACCUCAAAUCAAUUUUUUUCUUUUCUUCGUUGGGGAAAAAAAGAAAUGUUAAGGGAUGAGAACACAAAAGCAGAAGAAGAUACUAGUUGUCAUUGGCUUUGAUUGUAUACCAGUGUUUAAUAUUGUGAUGAGACUUUGACUUCAUGAUUUUUACUCUCUUGGUCAUUUCAGUCUGCCUGCUCUCACCUUACUUAUGGCUACACGUCUGUCUGUACACUAUCCUUCUGGUGGAGGCAGUUUUACCAUUUGCUACCUAAAUUCUGCCCUUGUAAGCUCAAAGUUCCCAAUACCAACAAGGUUUUCUGCCCCACAUUUAGAAAAAGCCUGCUGGUUCAUUAGAGAGAAGGCCUGGACAUUAAGAAGCAGAACUAGAAAAAGACAGGAAGAGAAAUGAUUAUGCAUGAAUGUAACUCAGCAACUUUUCCAUCCAUUGUGAAGGCAAUUUUUAACUAUGAUUUUUUUGCUGCUCUCCGUCAUAAGAACUAUUGAAGUUUGCUUCUGUUUGCAUUGCUGAGAAUGUCUUUUCCUCAUUCUCAUCUCUUCUCUCCUUUCUCUCUUCUCUGCUGUACAUCUUGUGAGCUCAACCGCUUGUAUACAGUUCAGCCAAUGGGAACUAAAAAAAUGGAGGUGAAGGGUUUGUUUAAUAAGGGAACUGAAAAAAAAAGAUUAUUGGUAUUGCACAUGUAUAAUAAGAGAAAACUUGCUGUGUGUUAGGCAAUCUUGUAAUCUUUAAAUAAAGCUUCUGUUGAAUUUGAAUUUCUCAAACAAUAGAUGGAGGACUGUGACGGCAAUUUACAAACCGAUUUUUGUUUUUUUUCUUUUUUUAAUAAUAUGUAAAGUGCAGUCGUCUGUUUUCCUGCAUAUUGUAUAUAUCUGUAUAUGUUUUAUUGAGUAACUAAAUAACAAUAAAUAUGAUGUUAAAGGUG
Melanotaenia boesemani (Boeseman's rainbowfish) is the source of this 6121-nucleotide messenger RNA. RefSeq names its product meningioma 1b (gene mn1b). Bases 1106 to 4861 code for a protein of 1251 amino acids. Lineage: Eukaryota; Metazoa; Chordata; Actinopteri; Atheriniformes; Melanotaeniidae. Gene Ontology annotation, biological process: regulation of DNA-templated transcription. The transcript is spliced from 2 exons. The record is from RefSeq and is a predicted model, not a curated record.